Molecule: messenger RNA, 1209 nt
Organism: Closterium sp. NIES-65
Lineage: Eukaryota; Viridiplantae; Streptophyta; Zygnematophyceae; Desmidiales; Closteriaceae
Source: the annotation of a GenBank genome assembly
UCACCUGCGUCGGAGGGCGAGGUGUACGUAAUUCGCCGGUUCUCCGACUUCGAGUGGCUGCACGACCGUCUGGGCGAUCUGCACAGGGGAGCCAUUGUGCCGCCUCUGCCUGAUAAAAACGUCGUGGAGAAGUUUCGGUUCAGCCGUGAGUUUGUGGAGAGCAGGCGCAGGGGGCUGGAGACGUUUGUACGGCGCGUGGCACGGCACCCCGUGCUGGGCGGCGCGGAGGAGCUGCAGCACUUUCUGAAAGACAGCGAGGACCGAUGGACCAUGGAGAUGCGGAAAACAUCCGAGUCUAAGCUACUGGGGGCCAAGCCCAGCGACUUUCUGAGCCUCUUCUCCAGCGUGCAGACCACUCUGGCGAGUGCUGUGCUGGGGAGGGAGGAGGUGACGGAGGAGGCGGAGACGGAGCGAGUGAGGCGGUAUGCUGACGCCCUUGAGAAGGCCCUUACGGACUGCCAUAGGGACGCGUUGCAGUUCGUGAAGAAGCAGCGAGAGCUAGGGGCAUCAAUGUGCGAGUUUGGAGUGGCGCUGCAGUCGCUGGGGCAGUGGGAGGAGGGGCCGCUGGGGAAGUGCUUCAGUGAGGUUGGCAAUAAGGCGGAUAUUGUGGGCUCAGCCACGCGGAACAAUGCACAAGUGUUUUUAGAGAACCUUGAAGAACCUCUUAGGGAGUAUGUCCGAUUUGUUACUUCGCUUAAGAAAGCCAUCUCAGACCGCUCCCUGGCAUGGCGCAAUCUGAACCAACUCGAGGCAGACGUCAAAGCCAAGAAGGGCAAGCUGCAUAGAGCGCAAGCAACGUCAAUGAAGCAGGAGAAGAUCGAGGAGAUCGAGAAGGAGAUUGCAGAUGUGAGUCGCAAGCUGGAAGAUUCCAAGAAGGAGCACGCUGACGUGGCGCAGCGUCUAGCUGGCGAGCUGCAGCGCUGCCACGUGGAGAUGGCAGCGGAUUUCGACCGCAUGUUCCGGGACUUCCAGGCCGUCCAGGUUCGCAUAAUGCGGCAACCGGACAGUGUGGCAAGAGGCUUCUCACCGCAAGAGUGGUGUCAGGAGUGGUGUGUUGCUGUGUUGCUGGCAGGCACAGUGCAGCGGCGACUUUUGAGACGUCUCAAAAGGAGUCAGGAGUGGUGUGUCGCUGUGUUGCUGGCAGGCACAGUGCAGCAGCGCAGCAGCAUGUGCAAUGCUGCAAAGCCAUAUGAAGCAGUGGAAGUGUGA